Molecule: messenger RNA, 2103 nt
Organism: Dovyalis caffra
Lineage: Eukaryota; Viridiplantae; Streptophyta; Magnoliopsida; Malpighiales; Salicaceae
Source: the annotation of a GenBank genome assembly
AUGAUGAAGGUGGCUCCUCCAAGGAAAGCAUCAUUUACUGAGGUUAUACAAAGAGUUUAUGGUAAUUUUGGGUCCGCUAGUAGUAGUAAUAUCGGCAGCUAUAAUAGUAACAAUCUACAAAAGCAUAAGCAUUAUAUUCAUGAGAGUGAAGAUGAUUUUGAAGAGGAAGAUGGGACCUUAGAACUGGUUCAAAUUGGUGCUGAAAGAACCAAGAAUGUUUUGAUCCUUAUGAGUGAUACUGGUGGGGGUCAUCGUGCUUCUGCUGAAGCCAUUCGUGACGCUUUCAAGCUUGAAUAUGGUGAUGAAUACAGGAUAAUUGUGAAGGACGUUUGGAAAGAGUAUACAGGUUGGCCAUUGAAUGAUAUGGAGGGUCAAUACAAGUUCAUGGUGAAACAUGUACAGCUAUGGAAGGUGGCAUUUCACAGUACUUCUCCAAGAUGGAUACACUCCUGCUAUCUUGCCGCUAUCGCUGCCUACUAUGCCAAGGAGGUGGAGGCUGGUCUAAUGGAGUACAAACCAGAUAUAAUUAUCAGUGUUCACCCGUUGAUGCAGCAUAUUCCUUUGUGGGUUCUGAAAUGGCAAGGCUUGCAAAAGAAAGUGAUUUUUGUUACAGUGAUCACAGAUCUCAAUAGCUGCCAUCCUACAUGGUUUCAUCCUGGGGUGAAUAGAUGCUAUUGCUCAUCAAAGGAGGUUGCCAAGAGGGCCGCAUUAGAUGGCUUAGAAGAGUCUCAAAUCCGUGUUUUUGGCUUGCCGAUCCGGCCAUCUUUUGCUCGUGCAGUUCUCUUGAAGGAUGAGUUAAGAGAAGAGCUUGAACUAGACCCUAGUUUGCCUGCAGUUUUACUGAUGGGAGGCGGUGAAGGUAUGGGUCCUGUUAAGAAAACUGCAUUGGCUCUUGGAGAAUCACUGUUUGACAAAGAACUUGGGAAACCACUUGGGCAAUUGAUCAUCAUUUGUGGCCGUAAUAAGGUUCUUAAAUCUACUUUGGAAUCUUAUGAAUGGAGAAUCCCAGUUAAGGUUAGAGGAUUUGAGACACAGAUGGAGAAAUGGAUGGGAGGUUGUGACUGCAUAAUUACAAAAGCUGGACCUGGUACAAUUGCAGAAGCAUUGAUAAGGGGGCUUCCUAUUAUUCUUAACGACUACAUUCCUGGACAAGAAAAGGGCAAUGUUCCUUAUGUUGUAGACAAUGGAGCUGGUGUCUUCACCAGAAGUCCUAAAGAAACAGCAAGAAUUGUUACAGAAUGGUUUAGCACGAAAACAGAUGAACUCAAAAGAAUGUCAGAAAAUGCCCUUCAGCUAGCCCAACCAGAGGCUGUAUUUGACAUUGUGAAGGACAUUCACGAACUUGCACAAGCACGCGGUCCUCUUGCGAAUAUCCCUUACUCUUUGAAAACGAAAAAUGGGGGUGUGAAUUCUUUAAGAACAUGCUUUGAUGUUUGCAAAGCUUGUGAUCCUCUUAGGGCAUUUUUUCCGGAGGAGUUAGUGGGCUACGCUUAUUUGGCUGAAAUACUGCAAAAGUUCGAACAUUUGAGCCUUGGAAUUGAAAAUGAGGCAGGUUUAGUUGAAAUCAAAAGAGCAGAUACGGUUCAUCACUCUAGUUUCGUGGAUGAGGAGGGAGUGAGAAGAGCUUGUGGCUGCCCUUUGCUUCCGUUGAAAAGUCAUAUAAGGGGUCCUGCACCAGUUUCAGAUCAAGAUAGAACUGAUAUAGUUGAUGAAGCAAUCACAUUCUUUCGCGCCAAUGUUUUCUUCAGAAAUUUUGAUAUUCAGAGCCCAGCAGAUAAGCUCCUUAUUUACUUAACAUUCUACAUCAAUGUGGCUUUGAAGAGGCUUGAGGGUUGUAGAACUUUGGCUGAAGGAACUAAGGCAAUCAUUAACUUGGGUUUGGAAAAGGUUCCUGUGCCUGGAGAGUCUGGUUUUCCUUUUCCUGGCCUUUUUUCGGAUCCUAAAUCUCAGAAGGAAGCAGAACUCUUCAGAAAUUAUCUUAAACAGAUAAGGGAGGAAACAAGUGGGAGAUUGUUGAGUGUUGCAUAUAGACCCAAUGGGACUCCAAACAAAUGGUGGUUGGCAUUUGCCAAGAGGAAAUUCAUGAAUAUCAUUGCUCUUUGA